Messenger RNA from Dermacentor silvarum, 526 nucleotides. RefSeq lists its product as uncharacterized. The transcript is spliced from 4 exons. The record is from RefSeq and is a predicted model, not a curated record. NCBI's taxonomy places the organism in Eukaryota, Metazoa, Arthropoda, Arachnida, Ixodida, Ixodidae. Bases 56 to 526 code for a protein of 156 amino acids.
UCGCCAGCGCAGCGCAUCGGCUGCUUGGCAGACGGCGUUAGCUGGCGUCCGAGCGAUGGAGACUGUUUCAGAGGUAGCAUCCACAGACGUGCCCUCCGUGGUCGCGACACAAGGCCUCACCUGUUUCAGCCUCGGUGCGGCAGUGCUCCUGGCACGUCAGCAGGUGCGCCACAACAACUACCCGAGCGCUCCUGGUGGACCGCGGUUCAUUGCUCGAUGUCGCGCAGACGAUUUUGGCGUUGUGCUCAGCGGUGCUCGCCUUGCUGAAGGGCAUUUACGUGUUGGAAGGCAAGUGGUCCCUCGAGUUCAUCAACACAUCGACUUUGCGGUUGGCUACUUCGGCCUUUGCCAUGGCGGCAACAUUCGUGAGUACCGCAUCGUAAGCACAUUUGGUCACGCCCGGUACGCUCUUUACGGCCUGGACAAGUGGGGGUGUUGCUGCCUGUCUCCGAACUCUCCAGGGCCGAUGCGAGCCUGCUCUCUACCGCUCUCUCUCUGUCUCUCUCCGCUUUACGGAAGCCAUUGA